Messenger RNA from Globicephala melas (long-finned pilot whale), 7244 nucleotides. It is a transcript of the gene ZBTB7A, whose product is annotated as zinc finger and BTB domain containing 7A. Gene Ontology annotation, biological process: regulation of transcription by RNA polymerase II. The record is from RefSeq and is a predicted model, not a curated record. Gene Ontology annotation, molecular function: protein binding; DNA-binding transcription factor activity, RNA polymerase II-specific; RNA polymerase II cis-regulatory region sequence-specific DNA binding. Lineage: Eukaryota; Metazoa; Chordata; Mammalia; Artiodactyla; Delphinidae.
GGUGGGCUUGGUGCCGGUGGGAAGGCGGGGGUGGAGGGGCCGUGGCGAGGGGUGAGUCACCUGGACCAAUUCAGGUCUCGACCUAGAGGCCCCAGGAGGACCCCUGAGGGGACACUGGCAAGCAGGGCCAGGGUGGCCAUCUUGGCGCGUUGGUGGCCCGGAUCAGAGGAGGGGCGAGGAGGGGCCGAGGCCGGUCUGAUCCGGAGUCCCAUCUGCCCACUCGCUCCCUGGGGCCCGGGGCCAGACGGCAGAUGGUGGCAGGGGGUGGAAGCCGCCACAGGGGGCUCUGCCGAGGCUUCCCGUGGCCGAGCCUGGGGGGGGGGUCGCGCCCCCAUCCCCUUCCUCCUGCUCCCAGCAGCCACAUCUGAGCCUGCCCCGCCACCCACCGCGGGCUGGCGGAACAGAGGUGGGAGCUAAGCAGCUGGUGCGGUCGGCGGGAAAGAGGGCGGGCGGCGGAGAGAGGCGUCCCGGGAAGUGCACUGGCCGCCUGCACGCCACACAAAGGCCUCUGUGUCGGCCCCAAGGCCUGGACCCCAUUCGCAGGGCGGCCCUGGGUCGGGACAGGCCUACCCUGGCCUUAGGACUAACCAGACCAAGCCCAGCUCCCUUGCCGGGCCAGCCGCCUGUAUCCCACUAGAGGCACAGUGGGAGGGAUCUGUGUUAGAGCUGAGCUGGGUCACCCAGCUGGGGGUCCUGGGGUCUUUAGAGGCUGAGGAAGGCCCGGUUCAGGCCCUCUCCCCAGAGACAUGCAGAGGCUCUGGCCUGAAAGCAGGCUGGCUGGGCCUGGAGGAAUGUGGGUUUUGUUGGGUGGCUUGGGGCGGCUGGGGGCUCCCCGGAGAGGGUGGAGGGGUGGGGACAGAGCCAGAGGGUUGCACAAGCGCCCAAGUGGGUGGAUGAGUCACAGCCCAGGGGAAGGCGGAAAAUAGGAGGCAGGGGAGAGGGGCGGGACAGAGUCCCCCCCGUGGCCCUGCUUUUCCAAAGGCUUCUGCCCAUUUGACAGAUGGGGAGACUGAGGCCCGGAGAGUGGCAGGGUCUCGUCCCGGGCUGAACAGUGCAAACAGGGUGGCCAAAAGGAGAGGGGCUGGCCAGGCAGGAGGUGGGCAGGAGGCCCCCUGGCCCCCCACUCCUCCUUGACAGGGUCAGCUUGAGUGGGCAGGGAGGAGCAUCAGGCAGUGGCCUGGUUUCCCCCAGUUACUCACUGCGAGGGUUGAGCCACGUCCUAGGGGUUCCACAGGGCAGGAAGGGGUCUGUCCUGCAGAGUCACCGCCCCACCCCACCAGGGCACGCCCACGGCCCUGAUGACCCUGGCCAGGUCCCUGGGUCUUGGCCUUACCCCUUCCUGACUCAGAGCCCCCCAAGAGAACUGGGCCCGACCAGGAGGCAGGAGAGAAGGUUAGGGAGGCCGAGGGGCUAGGCAGGGAUGGACGGCCAUGCUGGUUGGAUAUUGGCUCUUGGGUCAGUUGCCCUGGGUUUGAGUUGAGGUGCAGCCAUGGGCCCCUGGGACUCCCUGAGCCUGAGCCUCAUUUUCUCACCUCUGCGGUGGAGACGGUGCUGCCUCUGGGACUGCUGGGCGCUCAGCCAGGGCAGCGCACGGUGGGUGCCUUAUGUCACCGCUGUGGCCUCCUAGAGAGGGCAUGGGCAGAAUCCCGUGCUCAGAUUCAUUAGGAAACAACUUGUGUUGGGCAUUUAUUGAGCACCUUCUGUGUGCUCCCACGCCACUUCAAAUUGUCCUUUGGACAGGCACUCCCCUCUCUCGUAAAGCCGGGAGGGGGGCCGGUGUUCAUCUCUGAAGCACCCAGUUGGGUUUCGCCAACGUCCUCUCACUUUGAUGAUGCAGAACCAGCCAUGGACCAUCCUGAUGCAGAGCUUGGGAAACCGAGGCUGGUGGGGGAGGUGGGGGCACUACUUUCUGAGGGCCUCGCAGCCCAGCCAGUGGGCCCGGCCCUCCCUGUCCCUCACGACCGCCCCUUCCUCCCCGGCGCUGCAGGUCUCGGCGCGGAAGAUGGCCGGCGGCGUGGACGGCCCCAUCGGGAUCCCGUUCCCCGACCACAGCAGCGACAUUCUGAGCGGACUCAACGAGCAGCGGACGCAGGGCCUGCUGUGCGACGUGGUGAUCCUGGUGGAGGGCCGUGAGUUCCCCACGCACCGCUCGGUGCUGGCUGCCUGCAGCCAGUACUUCAAGAAGCUGUUCACGUCGGGUGCCGUGGUGGACCAGCAGAACGUGUACGAGAUCGACUUCGUCAGCGCCGAGGCGCUCACGGCCCUCAUGGAUUUCGCCUACACGGCCACGCUCACCGUCAGCACAGCCAACGUGGGCGACAUCCUCAGCGCCGCCCGCCUGCUCGAGAUCCCCGCCGUGAGCCACGUCUGCGCCGACCUCCUCGACCGGCAGAUCCUGGCGGCCGAUGCGGGUGCCGAUGCCGGCCAGCUGGACCUCGUAGAUCAAAUUGAUCAGCGAAACCUCCUUCGCGCCAAGGAGUACCUCGAGUUCUUCCAGAGCAACCCCAUGAACAGCCUGCCCGCCGCCGCCGCCGCCUCAUUCCCAUGGUCUGCCUUUGGCGCAUCCGACGAUGACCUGGACGCCACCAAGGAGGCCGUGGCCGCUGCCGUGGCCGCCGUGGCUGCCGGCGACUGCAAUGGCUUGGACUUCUACGGGCCCGGCCCCCCAGCCGAGCGACCCCCGGCCGGGGACGGGGAUGAGGGAGAUAGCAACCCAGGUCUGUGGCCGGAGCGUGAUGACGACGCCCCCGCUGGGGGCCUCUUCCCACCCCCCGUGGCCCAGCCGUCCACCGCCACACAGAACGGCCACUACGGCCGGGGCGGGGAGGAGGAGGCAGCCUCGCUGUCAGAGGCGGCCCCGGAGCCGGGCGACUCUCCGGGCUUCCUGUCGGGCACGGCCGAGGGCGAGGACGGGGACGGGGCCGACACGGACGGGCUGGCGGCCAGCACACUGCUGCAGCAGAUGAUGUCGUCGGUGGGCCGGGCGGGAGCGGCGACGGCGGGGGACAGCGACGAGGAGUCACGGGCGGAUGACAAGGGCGUCGUGGACUACUACCUGAAGUACUUCAGCGGCGCCCACGACGGCGACGUCUACCCGGCCUGGUCGCAGAAGGUGGAGAAGAAGAUCCGGGCUAAGGCCUUCCAGAAGUGCCCCAUCUGCGAGAAGGUCAUCCAGGGCGCCGGCAAGCUGCCGCGGCACAUCCGGACCCACACGGGCGAGAAGCCCUACGAGUGUAACAUCUGCAAGGUCCGAUUCACCAGGCAGGACAAGCUCAAGGUGCACAUGAGGAAGCACACGGGCGAGAAGCCGUACCUGUGCCAGCAGUGCGGGGCGGCGUUCGCGCACAACUACGACCUGAAGAACCACAUGCGCGUCCACACUGGCCUGCGCCCCUACCAGUGCGACAGCUGCUGCAAGACGUUCGUGCGCUCCGACCACCUGCACAGACACCUCAAGAAGGACGGCUGCAACGGCGUGCCCUCACGCCGCGGCCGCAAGCCCCGGGUGCGGGGUGGCGGGCUUGGGGGGCCCGACCCCGCCCCUGCACCGGGGGCCCCUGUGCCGCCCGGCGCCCCUGCCCCGCCCGGGUCGCCGGACGCGCGGCGCAAUGGCCAGGAGAAGCACUUUAAGGACGAGGACGAGGAUGAGGACGAGGCCAGCCCCGACGGCCUGGGCAGGUUGAAUGUAGCGGGCGCCGCUGGGGGAGGCGAUGGGGGCGCCGGGGCCACCGCCGAUGGCAGCUUCGCGGCCGGACUCGCUUGAAAACCAAAAAAAGAGAAAACAGAAACCCGAGAAAGAGAGAGAGAGAGAGCAAAUCACCCACCACCCCCAAAAAACACAAAAAAAGAAAUCUAUCUAUAUACAGAUAUCUAUAUCUAUAUAUAUAUAUAUACAGAUAUAUAUAUAUGAAGCGUCACAGAAUCUAGGGUAGUGCUUUUCUCAGAUUUUUCUCCUUCAUGAUGUUCUCUCCCUCCACGGGGACCCUCGCCCCCCCACCCCCAGCCCCGCUUGCCCCCCACCCCGUUGAUGGCUUUCGGGGCUCAGCUUGGGGUUUUUGUGGGAUACGAGGGUUCUGAGCUCCCCGGGCGCCCCGCGGUUCGGGGUCUGGGGUCCCAUCGGAGGCCCGAUCAGGGCCCCAGGUCCCAGCAGGGGUGAGGGUGGUCACGGGGGCGUGGGCCGGGGAUGGCGGGGGAGGGGGGGACUUUUCUUUUCCUCGCCCUGCCCCGCCCCCGCUGAUUUCUAGAGUCUUUUGAGAUAAGACCUUAAAAAUGAUUUGUGUCCGCUGUGAGCGGACGUUAAAACGGCCCCAUCCGCACCCCCACCCUCCUUCCUCAGGGCACUUCCAAAGUGGGGGUCUCCCCCUCCGUCUCCCCACCUGCCUCCCUGCCUCCCGUCCCUGCCUGUGGUCCCCCGGAUCUCCUGGCCACCGCGACACAAAUCUAUUUAUUUCCAGGCGUGGAGAAAGGGGAGAAGACGGGGAAAGGGGGGAGGGCACCAGGGUGACUCCCCAAGGGCCCCCGCCGCCUUCCUUCACGGCACUUACAACCCGGCGGGACCUGCGGGCCGCCACUCAGGGUGCCCCUGCCACCCCCGUCUUGGUCCUCCGACCCAGGCCCACCCCAGACCCCAUGAGACGUUUGGAGAUUCGAAACUUUUUGUCUUCACCCUCUCCCCUUCCCCUAGCCCUGUCCCGAUUUUUAAAAGCACUUUUUAGAUUUUUUUUCUUUUCCUCCUUAAAAACAAAAUUUAUAUAUAGAUAUAUAUAUAUAUAAAAUAUACUUUUCCUCAGAGGAGCAGGCGACUGUGGGGUGAGAGAGCCAAGAGCAGAGGGAACGCAGGGUCUCACGGUGGCAGGGAUGUGGGGAGCGAGAGUGUCCAGAAGUUCCAAUGUCACAAAAGCAAUAAAAACAAGAUUUUACAAAAAUGAAAGGAAAAAAAAAAAAAAACAACAAGACAACCAACCACAAAUAGAAGUCUUGGCACUUUGUAACAGAACGGGUACUACACUUUAUCUUAAUUCUUAAUUUAAAAACAUGUUUACAAGUUGCAACCAACUUCUAUGAAAAGUCAAAAAGACAAAAAAAAAAUAAAUAAGAGCGAGAGAGCGAGCGAGAGAGAGAGAGCGAGAGAGAGCAAACAGAAAUUCCUAAAAGUCGAUUUAUUUUUGUACAAAAUAAUAAAAAAAGAAACCCACCACAGACGUAGAAUCCACUUCUGUUCCCCGAGGUGAGAAGGGGGUCAGGAAGUCACGGGUGAGGGCGAAGCCUUCUGAGGUAUUUGUGCUUUACCAUGGGGGCUCGCCUUGCAGGCAGGACUGCGGGGUUUUUGUGUUUCUGCCGUGUCCCCCCCACCCCGCCCAGCACCUCCCCGCCCCAUUCUGUCCCUUUUUGGGUUCUGAUUUGGAGACGUCUCCUCACCUGCUAGCCAUACAGUGGCCACCCGUGUCCGCGGGGACCCUCCUUACCGACUCCCCAGCUCAGGGAUGGGCCCGAGAGAGGGCUGGCCUUCCAACCAGCCGGAGCAAUCCCGUCUCCCUGCCCUUGCCCCCGACCCUUGCUGUCCCCCCACCCUCCAACAUGGCCGCCCUUCCUUGUGGCCACCGAGGAGCUGCCAUCUUGGAUACACCAUCCCCACCUAGGUGGGUGACAGGGGGCCUCACCUCCAGGGCCUUACUCCACCCCCCACUGCACCCCUCUUUUUACUCAAAGGCACUGACUGUAACCUGGGGGCUGGCACCCGCCUCCCCCCAGCCUCUGGCUCCCCAAAGGCCCGGCAUUGACCGAGCCACAGGCCACGGACUGGGGCCAGGGCUGGGGAGGCCGUGUCGCCAGAGGCCGGGGCACCCUCCUCCCCCCCCACCCAUCCCCCGUCGCAUAUGCAACCCUAGCGUGGGGCCCUGUAAAUAGACGCUCUGCUGAGCGGAGACCCUUCCUCGUCAAAAGCCGGAGGUGCGGGGGGUGUCCCCGCUCCCCGCCUCUAGCUGCUGGCCCGUCACCCCAUGCCCCUUGGUUCUGUGACAGACCCCAUCUCUUUCUUGUUUUUAAAGGGAAGCUUUUAAAGAAGGCAACUUUCAUCAUUGUUUCUACAGGACAGUUUUUUUGUUUCCUCCUGCUCCCCCCACCCCUGAGCCUGUCAGCCCCCCAGAUGUCUCAGGACCCCCCCUCCUGAGGGGGGUGGCAGGGGAGCCCAGGGCCGGGUGGCCCCGCCCACACCCCAGCAUCGUGGGGGCGAGCUCUCUCAGAGAACAACCCAUGCAAGCUGAACAGGGAGCUCGAGUGCCCAGGCUAGGGGGACCUGCACCCCUACCCCAUCCCAGAGAGGUUCCCUGAAGGGACAGCCCUCUCCCCCACUACCCACACACCCCCUCGCAAUAAAACCAACUGAAAAAUCACAGCUGUCGUCCUGGCCGGGUGGGGGGAGACCAGGCUUGGGGGAUUAAGGCCUCUGGGACUACAGCGGGGGCAAGGGCUGAACCCCCGCCGAGCACACUUUAACACAAACCUCCUCGGGAAUUGCACUAAACCCCAACCCCUAGCUCUGCGCUCAGCUUCUGCCAGCCUUGCCCACCCACUCCGCCUUAACCCCUCUCCUGCUGCCCACCAGCCCAUCCCCGGGGGCCGCAGCAUCUGCAUGGGCCCAGAGCCGGGACCCCCGCCCUCCCAGCCCAGGCCCUGCCCCCCAACUCCGCGCAAUCACAUACUGUAUAUAGACGUGGAUCAAUUUUAUUUUUAUUCUUUAAAUUAAGGUCGUGAUAAAGUGUUGCCAAAGAUACUGCUGAAUUCUCGCGUUUCAGGAAACAAACAAAAAAAAAAUUUUGAGGGGGAACGUGCUGACUGGUCAGAAAGGACAGAGCAAAAAGUUUUUUUGUUUGGUUGUUUGGGGUUUUUUUUUGUGGUUUCUUUUUUUGGGGUGUUUUUUUUUUUUUUUAACUGCCUGGUACAAAAAAAAAAAAAAGAAAAAAAGAAAAACAGCGAAAUUGUUAUUUCCAUCAUCUUGGUGAAGCUGCGUGAAUGUGUGUGUGCGCUUGUGUAUGAGUGAGGUCCAGGUGGGGGGAACUCCAGGAGGGGGCUCCGGCAGGGGUGGGGGGGAGGGCGUCCUGGGACGACGGCGGUGGGCCAGCAGGAUGGUGGGGGCCGGAGCCCUCACCUGGAGCGGUCGCCAGCCUGCAGGACCCGGGAGAGAGAGAUUAGCACCCUUGCUGCUGCCCCCUGGCUAGCCCCCUCACCUUGAUCCCCACCCCACC